Rhinopithecus roxellana (golden snub-nosed monkey) is the source of this 979-nucleotide messenger RNA. RefSeq names its product UL16-binding protein 1-like. Gene Ontology annotation, cellular component: external side of plasma membrane. The transcript is spliced from 4 exons. Lineage: Eukaryota; Metazoa; Chordata; Mammalia; Primates; Cercopithecidae. Bases 104 to 550 code for a protein of 148 amino acids. Gene Ontology annotation, biological process: immune response; antigen processing and presentation of endogenous peptide antigen via MHC class Ib; positive regulation of T cell mediated cytotoxicity. The record is from RefSeq and is a predicted model, not a curated record.
UUCACUAUGACUGUGUUAACCACAAGGCCAAAGCCUUUGUUUCUCUGGGGAAGAAAGUCAAUGUCACAAAAACCUGGAAAAACAAACUGAAACACUAGGAGACAUGGUGGAUUUCCUCAAUGGGCAACUGCCUGACAUUCAAGUGGAGAAUUUAAUACACAUUGAGCCCCUCAUUCUGCAGGCCCAGAUGUCUUGUGACAAUGAAGCCUAUGGACACAACAGAGGAUCUUGGCAGUUCCUCUUCAAUGGACAGACUUUCUUCCUGUUUGACUCAAACAACAGAAAGUGGGCAGUGCUUCAUCCUGGAGCCAAGAAGAUGAAAGAUAAGUGGGAGAAGAACACGGAGGUGACCAUGUUCUUCCACAAGAUUUCAAUGGGGGAUUGUAAGAUGUGGCUUGAAGAAUUUUUGAUAUACUGGGAAAAAAUGCUGGAUCCAACAAAACCACACUCUCGGGCCCCAGGCACAACCCAACCCAAAACCAUGGCCACCACCUUCAGUGCCUGGAGCCUCCUCCUCAUCAUCCUCUGCUUUAUCCUCCCUGGCAUCUGAGGAGAGUCCUUUAGAGUGACAGGUGGAAGAUGAUAUCAAGAAGCCUCUGUUAGCCUGGUCUGGUUCCUGCUCUCCCUUCAGGGAGGCCACCUGUCUACUCACCACUGUGCCUUUCUGGAAAGCAGGAGUUCAAGCCUUAGCCAGCUCACAGGCCCCCAGCGGAUGAUGAGGACGUUGUAUACUUAACAUCUCAUGCCAGUCAUUACCUUUACUGAUGAUCCUGGCUACCAUUUUUCUUAACAUCUUCUGCCACUUUCUCUCAGUGCUAAUGGAUGGAAUUCCUGCACAAGUUUUAACUGAACAAGAAAUCCUAGCAAAAAAGCAUUUUCUUUCUACUUCUUUGAUUGUGGAAAAGUAGACACUUCUCUGAAGCAUGACCUUAUUCUUCCAAACAGUAUCGCUAGUAAAAUAGCAUGCUGGACUUCAAAG